Myotis myotis is the source of this 1235-nucleotide messenger RNA. It is a transcript of the gene POLR2E, whose product is annotated as RNA polymerase II, I and III subunit E. Lineage: Eukaryota; Metazoa; Chordata; Mammalia; Chiroptera; Vespertilionidae. Gene Ontology annotation, molecular function: DNA-directed RNA polymerase activity; DNA binding. Gene Ontology annotation, cellular component: RNA polymerase II, core complex; RNA polymerase III complex; RNA polymerase I complex. The transcript has 7 exons. The coding region runs from base 165 to 977 and encodes 270 amino acids. Gene Ontology annotation, biological process: DNA-templated transcription. The record is from RefSeq and is a predicted model, not a curated record.
CUGCCCUUGGCACUGCCUGUCCCAGAGGUCGUUGCAUUCAGGCGUUCGCUGGCGACAGCCCUAAACGGAGAGGCUGAGGGGGCCUGAACGGGGCUUCGCAGCAGCUCAGUCGGCUCUGGUCCUGGCGGCGGGCACAGGCGCAGUGAGUGUGAGCGGCGGCCGGCAUGGAUGACGAGGAGGAGACGUACCGGCUGUGGAAGAUUCGCAAGACCAUUAUGCAGCUGUGCCAUGACCGAGGCUACCUGGUGACUCAGGAUGAGCUGGACCAGACACUAGAGGAGUUCAAGGCCCAGUUUGGGGACAAGCCAAGUGAAGGGCGGCCACGGCGCACGGACCUCACAGUGCUGGUGGCCCACAAUGAUGACCCCACUGACCAGAUGUUUGUCUUUUUCCCAGAGGAGCCCAAAGUGGGGAUCAAGACCAUCAAGGUGUACUGCCAGCGCAUGCAGGAGGAAAACAUCACCCGAGCCCUCAUCGUGGUGCAGCAGGGCAUGACACCCUCUGCCAAGCAGUCCCUGGUCGACAUGGCCCCCAAAUACAUCCUGGAACAGUUUCUGCAGCAGGAGCUGCUCAUCAACAUCACGGAGCACGAGCUGGUCCCAGAGCAUGUCGUCAUGACCAAGGAGGAGGUGACGGAGCUGCUGGCCAGAUAUAAACUCCGAGAAAACCAGCUGCCCAGGAUCCAGGCUGGAGACCCCGUGGCACGCUACUUUGGGAUAAAGCGAGGACAGCCCCUGGGAGACAGACAAAUGGACUGUAACCACCUUACCCGGGCAGUUGGCCUGCUGGCCGCUUGCCCUGCUGUGAUCUGCUCAACCCUGGAAACCUACCUGCUGCUUCUUUGGAACCCAGGGCAGGCUGUGUGCUUGCCCUCCUGGGCUGAGGGCCCUUGUGGCCACACAGGGACACUGAGCCCCACCUGGGAUCCUGUGCAAAUGGUUCCUCAAGAGGACAGGAUGCUGAGGGGAGGCCAGUGAGCCAGCCAGCAACCAAGGUAGUCCUAGGUUCUUGCCUGUCCCCCGAGGCACUCCAAGCUGGCUCCCCACAAAUGGGACCUGGGUCCAAGUCUCCGGGUAAGCCCCCACUUCCAGCUUCCCUCCUCCAUGCUCCUCACAGUGGCCCUAUCCCUGACCCGUUGAGGACUCUGAGGUCAGCAGGCAGGGAGAUUAAAAUACCUCUGGAUUUGAGUUGGUAUUGAAGCUGGGUGUUUUUAAAUUAAAGGUGUUUUGAGUAAA